Manduca sexta (tobacco hornworm) is the source of this 2971-nucleotide messenger RNA. RefSeq lists its product as uncharacterized. The transcript has 6 exons. The record is from RefSeq and is a predicted model, not a curated record. NCBI's taxonomy places the organism in Eukaryota, Metazoa, Arthropoda, Insecta, Lepidoptera, Sphingidae. The coding region runs from base 159 to 968 and encodes 269 amino acids.
UCAGUUUACAGCACACACACAUCUUUUGCAGCUGCGCGGGCGCAUAACUCCGCAGUGAUUGUUGUGUCAAGUUCCACGGUGGUGUUGUAUCGUGUUUCACGUGUUAAAAUUCAAAUAAUAACAAUAUUUAGUGAAAUAUUAGUGCAUUAAAAGUGUCGAUGAUGAUACCGCACAAGGAAACAGUAUUUUGUGGGAUCAAACUCCGUUCAGUAUGUUUUGUCAUCGGAUAUUUAAAUUUGGUGGCGAGUGUUUUGGAUAUCGCCUUUCAUUUGUUGACGGUCGCGAUUGUCACUGACGGCUUCCAGUGCGACGUCAAUUAUGAAAGAUUCAACGCAAUACCAUGGUGGUUUAUGGAGCCUAUACUCCUGAUAUUGAACCUGGGAACGCACGGUUUCUACCCCUUCCCGGGCAUAUUCCGACGCCAGUACAACAUGUUCGUUGAAUAUAAGUCAGUGGCAGCUGAGCCUAAGUGCUACCCUGAGAUGUUGCACGUCUACCUUGUGGAUAUCCUCAUCUUCCUCAUCAAUCUCAUUUGGUUGAGGAUCGUUGUGUCGUACGUCGGCGCUUUGCAUAAGAAAAACCCAGACCCGAUGCGUAUGUUCUUCAGCUUGUCGAUAGUAAAGGUCGUGAUGCAGGUGAUGUACUUCGGAUACCAACCGCACAUCUUCGACAUGUUGAAGGCAGAGACUUAUUGGUUCCUGAAGAUCCUUGAUAUUUUCAUCGCAUUAGCAUGCCUGGUGAUGGUCCAUAAAUACACAAAAGCUUUGCGCCUCGAAAAAGCCGGAGUGUCAGUGGAAAAACCACCAUCGUACAUUGAAUGCUUGAUCUCUGCGAAUCUCCAAGGCGCGUCUCCAAGAUACGGCGUUGAUGUAGAAAAGAAAGAUGAAGUCACUACGAUUGACGAAAAGAGACCGAGUCAAGAACCUCUGAAAGUAAAUGAAGAAACUUCCGAAAAUACAAGUAAAUGAUUGUCUUUACAAGUAAAUGGGCGUAAGAAUUACAGUGUUAUAUUUAAAAAAUCUGGGAAUUUUGACGGUUUUUUAUAACGCUUUGAUUUACACGAUGUAUAACAAGCAGAGAAUUUUGAUAUUGUUUGUUUGGAGAAGGUUUUAGCUGUGAAUCGCGUUAUCCUUGUUAAAACUUCGUAAUCCUUUAUCGUAUUAUGUUAGUAUGUAGGUAGAGAGAAAAUGGCGCGUUUUUUGUGUCAAAUAUCUUAUGCUUAUCAUUCCAUAAAUCCUAAAUCCAAAAAUAAUUGUUUUGGAAAUCAUAUCGUAAUAUGUCCUAAUCAUGGCAUUAUUAAGAACGCGCAAACUUGAUUUGUUCUUUCGUAUGCAAAUUAUUUUUUAUGUACGUUUUCGUAUAUUUGGGCUUCUUUGAGAAAUGUUUAAUUUUUAUAUUUAUCGAUUUGAAUAUCGAAAUCAAUUUGUAUUAAAUAUUGCAUUAUAAAUGAAUUUAUAAAAUGUACUUAAUCUCAUAUCGAUAAUAUGAUGAAUGCGUAUGAAGUAUUUUAGUAAUAAUUUGGCUAUAGUAUAUGAAUAUGGCAGCGUAAUUAUGUGUGAUUUCGAUUAACACUUUCGUGCCAAUAUGAUUUAUUUUAACAAUACGGUUAAUUUAGCAAUAAUUCGGUAGAAACUCCUUGCGUCGAUGUCCUCAAUAUUAUGGGUCGUGACUCCUACACGGAUCACUUUAAUCCGGACUAUACUGUGCCAAUGACGCCGGUUCUCUGCAAGGUAGAUUGCUUCCUACAUCUUGCUGUCGAGAGCACUAGACAGAUCAUCGGUAGACACUAUGUUUAUUCAGGGAAGUCGAUGGGCGUGGGUUGCUUCCAAUAAUUCGAUUUGGAAAUCUUUAAAGGAGGCCCAUGUUCAGUAGUGGACAUCCUGCGGCUGAUGAUGAUUUUUAGGGAAGGAAAACAAAUUUUAAACAUACCUAACCACUUAACCAAAUCUAUUUUUUUCAAAGUAGGUAAUUAAUAUUCCUGAAAUCGGAAUAAGGUAUUGUUUUCACGAAGCGUAUUAUUUUUCUUAAGUUUUUUCCUUCCCUGUCGCCGCAUUUUGUGACUGCAUGUAUAUCUUAAAUUAUUUCCUAAAUAUAUUUCAAGUACUUGGAAAAUUAAUACGUACAGUCAGCCACAAAAGUAGCCGUACAAGUUUAAUAUUUCAAGUCAACUUUUAAAAUUAACUUUUUAACUAUUAUGCCCUCAUUGACAAUCGUUUAGAUCAAAUGAAAUUGAAUAAAGUCAAACAAAAUGAAAUUACUUCAUUUGCAAAUGUGAUAUAUUAAAGCACUUAAUUUUUUUUAUGUCCUCAUCGAAAAUCAAUUUUCUUCACUAAAAUGCACUUCAAACGGUUUUCUUUAUUUUAUUUUAUUUAAAAGUAGUAUAUCAUGACUGAAGUUAAUAAGUAAAAGUUUUAAGGUCAAAACCUUAUUCCUGAUUUACUUAGCAUCUUUUGUGGCUGUACUUUAUUAACUGUACUUUAUUUAAAUCAUUAUAUUCGUAUGACAGCGUCUUAUUGUCAUUUAACUAUCAGGUGGUUACGAAAGUGUUGAUUUUUUUUACGGCGCUGCACUUAGUUUGUUCCGCAAAAUAUAUACGCCUUUUUUUAUCUUUAUUUAAGGGGUUUGUACGACCAUGUUGUUCUUCAUGCUCGGUUUCAUAGGAGUUCACUGACUUUUCAAAUGUUAUUUAAUAAAACCUUUUUUUAAUAAAGCCCUUCGGGACGCUGGAACUGAUAAAAUAUAUUUAUAAUGCCCAUUGAAAUUCAAAGUAUGAGGAUUUGCGUCUUUUGGCCAAAUCAACAACGAUUUGAUGUACAUGUAAAAUUCAACAUUGGAUUGGCCGAUUAACGCAAAUAUUGGCUCAAAUGUGCUAAGUGUGGUGCCGGCUUUAAUCUAGCUAAAGUUGUGUAAACGAUUAUUCCUAUUGUAAUAUGCUAGAAAAAUGUACUCGAAUUAAAGAUAUACUUUUGUA